This is a messenger RNA of Perognathus longimembris pacificus (Pacific pocket mouse), 5528 nucleotides long. RefSeq names its product mannosidase alpha class 2A member 2 (gene Man2a2). Gene Ontology annotation, molecular function: alpha-mannosidase activity; carbohydrate binding. Gene Ontology annotation, biological process: N-glycan processing; mannose metabolic process; protein deglycosylation. Gene Ontology annotation, cellular component: Golgi membrane. The coding region runs from base 439 to 3891 and encodes 1150 amino acids. NCBI's taxonomy places the organism in Eukaryota, Metazoa, Chordata, Mammalia, Rodentia, Heteromyidae. The record is from RefSeq and is a predicted model, not a curated record. The transcript has 23 exons.
GAGGCCCGGCCUGGGCCGCCGUAGACGCGUCCUCCCCCCCACCCCUCUCGGGUGCGGGGCUAGGCCGCUCGCACACCCGGCGGCAGGUGCGGCCCUCGGGUGAUCCGUUCCCGCGCCCAGCUCCACCCCCUCUGGCCGAGGCCCAGCUUCCAAGGGCUAAAAAUACUGCGGGGCUCGGCGGGAUCGCCAUAAGUAGGGCACCGCGCGGGGGUGGCUGAGCUCUCCGCCCGGCCCCCGCCCCGGCCCCGCAGCCUGCGCCCGGCCUCCAGCCCCCGAGCCGCGGUGCCCGCCCCUGCGCAGCCUGCGGACCGCCGGCGUCACCGGAGGACGCCACAGCCUGCUGGAGGCAAGUUUUGCGGGGCCAGGAGGGUCAGGAGGGAGCGCUUGCCGAGCCGGACAGCACCAACCAGCGGUUAGAACCGUGCCUGUGGGGCCAGCAUGAAGCUGAAAAAGCAGGUGACAGUGUGCGGGGCGGCUAUCUUCUGUGUGGCUGUGUUCUCCCUGUACCUGAUGCUGGAUCGAGUGCAACACGAUCCCACACGACACCAGAAUGGUGGGAACUUCCCCCGGAGCCAGAUUUCUGUGCUGCAGAACCGCAUUGAGCAGCUGGAGCAGCUGUUGGAGGAGAACCAUGAGAUCAUCAGCCACAUCAAGGACUCUGUGCUGGAGCUGACGGCCAACGCCGAGGGCCCACCUGCCCUGCUGCCCUACCACACAGCCAAUGGCUCCUGGGUGGUGCUCCCAGAGGCACGGCCCAGCUUCUUCUCCAUCUCUCCCCAAGACUGCCAGUUUGCUCUGGGGGGUAGGGGCCAGAAGCCAGAGCUGCAGAUGCUGGCUGUGUCAGAGGAGCUGCCAUAUGACAACGUGGAGGGCGGGGUGUGGAGGCAAGGCUUCGACAUCUCCUACAGCCCCAGCGACUGGGAUGCCGAAGACCUGCAGGUGUUUGUGGUGCCUCACUCGCACAACGACCCAGGCUGGAUCAAGACAUUUGACAAGUACUACGCGGAGCAGACACAGCACAUUCUCAAUGGCAUGGUGUCCAAGCUACAGGAGGACCCCCGGCGGCGCUUCCUCUGGGCAGAAGUCUCCUUUUUUGCCAAGUGGUGGGGCAACAUCAGUGCCCAAAAGAGAGCCGCUGUGCGAAGGCUGGUGGGAAAUGGGCAGCUGGAGAUUGCCACGGGAGGCUGGGUGAUGCCGGAUGAGGCCAACUCGCACUACUUCGCGUUGAUCGACCAGCUCAUCGAGGGGCACCAGUGGCUGGAGAGAAACCUCGGUGCAACCCCACGCUCUGGCUGGGCAGUGGACCCCUUUGGACACAGCUCCACCAUGCCUUACCUGCUGCGCCGCGCCAACCUGACCAGCAUGCUGAUCCAGAGGGUGCAUUAUGCCAUCAAGAAGCACUUUGCUGCCACUCACAGCCUGGAGUUCAUGUGGAGGCAGACAUGGGACUCCGACUCCAGCACAGACAUCCUGUGCCACAUGAUGCCCUUCUACAGCUACGACGUCCCUCACACCUGCGGCCCCGACCCCAAGAUCUGCUGCCAGUUUGACUUCAAACGCCUGCCUGGGGGCCGCAUCAACUGCCCGUGGAAGGUCCCGCCCCGGGCCAUCACGGAGGCCAAUGUGGCAGACAGGGCAGCGCUGCUGCUGGACCAGUACCGGAAGAAGUCCCGGCUGUUCCGCAGCAAGGUGCUGCUGGUGCCCCUGGGUGACGACUUCCGCUACGACAAGCCCCAGGAGUGGGACGCGCAGUUCCUCAACUACCAGCGCCUCUUCGACUUUCUCAACAGCAAGCCCGAGCUGCAUGUACAGGCUCAGUUCGGCACCCUCUCUGAGUAUUUCGAUGCGCUCUACAAGAGGACGGGCGUGGAGCCCGGGGCCCGGCCACCCGACUUCCCCACGCUGAGCGGCGAUUUCUUCUCCUAUGCUGACCGAGAGGACCACUACUGGACGGGCUAUUACACUUCUCGGCCUUUCUACAAGAGCUUGGACCGUGUCCUGGAAAGCCACCUGCGGGGGGCAGAGAUUCUUUACAGCCUGGCUGUGGCUCAUGUCCGCCGCGCUGGGCAGGCCGGGAGGUACCCACUCUCCGAUUUCACCCUCCUGACGGAAGCGCGACGCACCCUAGGACUCUUCCAGCACCAUGAUGCCAUCACCGGCACUGCCAAGGAAGCGGUGGUGGUGGACUAUGGGGUCAGGCUGCUGCGCUCCCUGGUCAGCCUGAAGCAGGUCAUCAUGAACGCCGCUCACUACCUAGUGCUGGCUGACAAGGACACGUACCACGUGGACCUGGAGGCGCCCUUCCUCCAAAUGGACGACACCCGCCUAAGUCACGAUGCCCUGCCUGAGCGCACUGUGGUCCAGCUGGGCUCCUCCCCCAGGUUCGUGGUGCUGUUUAACCCCCUGGAGCAGGAGCGGCUCAGCAUCGUGUCCGUGCUGGUGGACUCCCCCCGGGUGCGGGUCCUGACGGAGGAGGGCCAGCCGCUGGCCGCACAGAUCAGCGCACACUGGAGCUCCGCCACCGACAUGGUCCCGGACGUCUACCAGGUGUCUGUGCCCAUGCGCCUGCCAGCCCUGGGCCUGGGCGUGCUGCAGCUGCAGCUGGGCCCAGAUGGGCCGCACACACUGCCUUCCUCCGUGCAUGUGUACCUGCAAGGCCUGAAGCUGGCUGUCAGCCGGCACGAUGCGUUUCCCCUCCGUGUCACGGACUCGAGCCCCAGUGACUUUGCCAUCAGCAACCACUACAUGCAGGUCUGGUUCUCAGGCCUCACCGGGCUCCUCAAGAGCAUCCGAAGGGUGGAUGAGGAGCAGGAACAGCGGCUGGACAUGAAGUUCCUCGUCUAUGGCACCCGCACGUCCAAAGACAAGAGUGGGGCCUACCUCUUCCUGCCGGAUGGCGAGGCCAAGCCCUACACCCCUAAGAAGCCCCCUGUACUGCGGGUCACUGAAGGCCCCUUCUUCUCAGAGGUGGUGACAUACUACGAGCAUGUUCGCCAGGUUGUCAGGAUUUACAACCUGCCAGGGGUGGAGGGACUGUCACUGGAUGUGUCCUUCCUGGUGGACAUCCGGGACUACGUGAACAAGGAGCUGGCCCUGCGCAUCGACACGGACAUCAAAAGCCAAGGCGCCUUCUUCACGGACCUCAAUGGCUUCCAGAUACAGCCCCGGCGGUACCUAAAGAAGCUGCCCCUGCAGGCCAAUUUCUACCCCAUGCCGGUCAUGGCCUACAUCCAGGACGCCCAGAAGCGCCUCACGCUGCACACUGCCCAGGCCCUGGGCGUCUCCAGCCUUGGUGACGGCCAGCUGGAGGUAAUCUUGGACCGGCGGCUAAUGCAGGAUGACAACCGGGGCCUCGGCCAAGGGCUGAAGGACAACAAGAUAACCUGCAACCACUUCCGCCUCCUGUUGGAACGGCGAACCGUGGGCAGUGAGGUCCGAUACGAGCACUCUACCAGCUACCCAUCCCUCCUCAGCCACCUGACCUCCGCGUACCUCAACACCCCGGUGCUCGCUCUGCCUGUGGCGGGGAGUCGGGGCUCUGGCUCAGCUCUGCAUCCCUUCCGUCCUCUGGCCUACACUCUGCCCUGCGACUUCCACCUGCUCAACCUGCGCAUGCUCUCUGCUGAGGAGGACUCCUUGCCAUCAGAGGAUGCGGCUCUCAUCCUACACCGCAAGGGCUUUGACUGCGGCCUCGAGGCCAAGAACUUGGGCUUCAACUGUACUACAAGCCAAGGCAAGGUAGACCUGGGGGCCCUCUUCCAUGGCCUAGACGUGCGCUUCCUCCAGCCAACCUCUCUGACGCUGCUGUACCCACUGGCCGCCCCGUCCAACAGCACAGACGUGUACGUGGAGCCCAUGGAGGUUGCCACCUUCCGCCUUCGCCUGGGUUAGCGCCUGGUCCCACAAGUUGCUCCCCAGAGACUGGGUUGGACAGCACUGGGCUCCACCCCAGCACUGACAGACUGGGCUCCGACCUCAUUUGCUGUGUAUUGCUUCUGUGUUUGGGGCAGGAAGGGCCGACACCAGUGACAUGCAGAAAGGAGGUGCUGGGCAGGGUGGGCUGUGCCAAACUCUGCUUUUGUGCUGGAGAGGCUGCCCAGGUGGGCAAGGCCCAGGUGCCCAGCCUUUCCCAGAAUGGGAUUCAGAGGUCUGGGCUGUCAGGUCAGGAAGGCACAGGUGACGACAGUGAGAGCUAGCUCCUGGGGCCCUGUUGACAGAAGAGCAGGGGGCACUGUGACCCCUGUAGCGGUGGGGAAGGAGUAGGAAUCCCUCUUUUCCUAAGGGCCCAGUAGCCUCUGCUUCUGUGAUGGCUGCCAUUGGGCCUGCGUGCUCUGGCGUGGGCCUGCCGAGACGGUCUAGAUACCCACGGCCAGGGGUCAGAGGCCACACCAGGUACUCAUCCCCCGUUUCCAGUCAGGCACCUGGGCUGCCUGUUGGUUUGUGCAGUGGUGUUCCCUUUACCUCACGCACACUGCCCCUAAGCCCCUUCUCCACGGGGCUUCAGUCAUGGCAAGAAAGUGAACCUUCACGACCCGUGUCUCCCCCCCCCCCCACCGUGUGGGCUGCCACACAGUCUGUCCACAGCCUGGCUGUCGCGCCAUCCCCACGCUGUCCACAGCCUGGCUGUCGCGCCAUCCCCACGCUGUCCACAGCCUGGCUGUCAUGCCAUCCCCACGCUGUCCACAGCCUGGCUGUCCCCCCCCCCCCCCAGUCCCCACACUAUCCACAGCCUGGCCGUCCGCAGCCUGGCUGUCCCAACAUGAGGGUCGCCCUAUGACUCUCCCCCCGCUGUCCGCAGCCUGGCCUUGAAGCCUCCCCAGGCCCAGUGGCAGUCAGACGUGGCAGGUGAGACUGUGGAGACUACUCACAAGCCUCUCCUUCAGCUUCAGUUAAUAGAGAAUACUAGAGAUCUGAAGAGACGCUUAGUAAAACCUGAAACCCAUCCCUCAUGAAGACUCUUGAGUAGACAGGAACAUCCUAAUCGAAAUAAAGAUCCGUCAGAAGCAGGCGGGCAGUGGCAUGCUACCACUUCCCACCUCCCAGGCCACCAGAGUCAGAGUGGCCAGGGGCGUGCUGCCAGCAGUGGCGCCUGGCCCUCCUAAUGGUGCUGGGAGGCCACCCCUGCCACUCUUUGUACCCAGUAGAGCUGCCUCCCAAAAUGCUUACAGCAGCUGAACACCCUGUAAGUUGCCUAGUGCUGUCUGUGUUCCAACUGAGAUCGUGGCUCUCCCCAAAGCCAGCCCAUAACUUCAGUGCAAGUGCAGCGAGCUUUGUUGCUUCUGGAAUUCAGGUCUGCCGCUCAAGGAGAGUCCCCAGACAGCUCCCGUGGCGAUUGUGAUAGGCUGGUUUCAGCACCAGUGCAGUAAGAGGCCCUGGUCCCUCCAGAUACCCCAAGGUCCUGGACUCAGUGUGACAUUCCUGUCUCUCAGUGGGGCACCAGAAACACCCAGGCACAUAAGAGUUUCCUGUAUGGUCAGUGUUUUAAGUGGGGAAAAGAUGGAUUAUUUAAUAAAUAGAUGCCUAUUGGA